AUUGGCUGCGCACGCGCAUUUCUCGACGCUUAUAGAACGUUUUAGACGCGCAGCGCGUAGAACGUUCCUUGCCGCUGCUUAGUUGGUGUAAUAAGUAACCUCUCCGCUAUAAGGUCUGACUGUAUUUCACUAUAUUUUUUUUCAGAUUCUGCGUUUUAGUCAAUAAUUUCGAAGUACAGUAGUUGAUUUAGUCGCAACGUUAAACAAUUUUAUAAGGGCAUGUAUACCCAUGCAUACCCGAGUCCGCCACCAUCAUUUGAAAAUCCUGGGUCGGCCUCUGCCUUAUUAUGUUAGCCCCAACCACGCUUUCAUGAAUGUUCCGCCGAGGCAAUGCAAAAAUUGAAGGUCACUGGGUUUGUGCGCAUAGCGUGUUUACGUCGGCUGCGCGCGCGCGUUUCUCGGUGCUUAUCGAACGUUCUAUAGACGGCCAGCGCGGUGCGCGCACGAGGCGAUUGUAGGCUGAUGUAAUAACAUAGCCGUGUGUGAUCAUUCCUGACGAUUCUUAGCAACGUUCGAUAAACCCAUAGUAUAAAACAGGCGUCGCUUCUAGAGACCUGUAGAUCAGUGGUCGUUAGUGAGACGCUCGGCUGUGUAGAUUUGUGCGGGGUGUACCUUAAUAUAUAUAAGCUCUCAGCAUGCAUGUCGUCGUUUUCGGUGAUGAACAGAGUGUGUCGCCCUACGCUCUUCCUGCGCCUGGCGCCUCGUCGAUGUCGUAAUAGCUGGUGGCCAGCACCUUUCGGCUGGCCACCGCGACCAAGUGCUGUGAUGAGAGACUUGGACAGGGAACUUCAGAGUAUGCAGCCGGACAUGAUGCGCUUUGAACGUCAGCUGUUCGACACUGACCGAUGGUUCUCUCAGGGACCGCUGAGUCUGCUGCGGAGUCAAUACCAACACCCAGCGCGAGCACAGCUGAUCGCCGAAAUCGUCGUAGAUAAGGAGGGCAAGAAGAAGCUUCAACUUCGCUUCGACGUCACCGGGUACGAGCCGGAAGAGGUCUCGGUCAAGGCACACGGAAAUCGCGUGAAAGUACACGCUAAACACGAGCACAAGAGUGAUUCGGAAACGAUUCACCGUGAAUUCACGCGCGAAUACACCCUUCCCGAUGGAAUCAAUCUAGCAGGUUUGAAGUCGAUGCUAACAGAGGCAGGAGAGCUUAGGGUAGAAGCACCAUAUCUAGCUACUGAGCCGCCAAAGGAAACAGAAAUUCCUAUCGUCAGAGAAGAACAAACUGAACAAGAUGGCGACAAAAAAAUCGAGUAAUAAAUCGCGGAAAAUAUAUCACCGGAAUACAAACAAUACAGUAACGAAAUAUGUCGUCACAUUAGGCGUGUGUGUAUAAUUUUUGAUGUAACACGAAUAGUGUUAAAUGUUGUGAAUAUUAUAAUAAUCGUUUGUUAUUUCUGCUCCACAUUAACUGUAUGUUAUUAAUUUUCGCAUGUGUGUUCGCGUGUGUGCCUGUGCGUAUGCGCGUAUCUGCGUUCAUGUGUGCGGGCAGGGGUGUUACAUAAUAUAUACCGGGAAAUAUAUAUAUAACAGACUAACUCGAAGAACAAACCGGUGUAGCUGGUUCUACUGCUAUAGAUGUAUGUCAUGUGUUGCUUCCAUAAAAUCUUAAUGAAAAAUAUUAAAAAUCGUAGAUCGGGAAUAUAACAAGUGCUGGAGUUUUGUUGUAAUAUUGUAAUAAUUGCAGUAUUGAUGUAAUAUAGCGCAGUUCUUUGCAAACUAUGAUACAUACUGUAACAUACAAACACAGCCAU
Molecule: messenger RNA, 1757 nt
Organism: Priapulus caudatus
Lineage: Eukaryota; Metazoa; Priapulida; Priapulimorpha; Priapulimorphida; Priapulidae
Product: heat shock protein beta-6-like
Exons: 1
Coding region: 640-1260 (206 amino acids)
Biological process (GO): protein refolding; response to heat
Molecular function (GO): protein folding chaperone
Source: RefSeq, a predicted model, not a curated record